Messenger RNA from Tribolium castaneum (red flour beetle), 837 nucleotides. RefSeq names its product ras-related protein Rab-36. The record is from RefSeq and is a predicted model, not a curated record. The coding region runs from base 1 to 765 and encodes 254 amino acids. Gene Ontology annotation, biological process: vesicle-mediated transport. Gene Ontology annotation, molecular function: GTPase activity; GTP binding. The transcript has 6 exons. NCBI's taxonomy places the organism in Eukaryota, Metazoa, Arthropoda, Insecta, Coleoptera, Tenebrionidae.
AUGGCACAAAUUAGGGAGAUUAACACGUUUCCCAAAGCUUCCAAAUUCACGCCGUACGAUAAAAACAACUUUGAUUUCGAAUUAUUGAAGAGGAAUAAAGCGCAUCUGAGUCGCGAUAAUUUGAAAGUGUGUAAAGUUAUCAUUUUGGGUGAUUUGUGUGUUGGGAAAACAUCUCUAUUAAAUCGCUUCUGUCACAAAAUAUUUGACUCGAGUUACCGCACAACAAUCGGAGUGGACUUUCAUUCGGAACAAAUCAAUAUUCUGGGAAUCCCCUACUACUUACAAAUAUGGGAUACCGCAGGUCAGGAACGCUUCAAAUGCAUCGCUCAAUGUUACUACAGAAAAGCUCAUGUUAUUAUGCUCGUGUUUGAUUUGUCGACGAUAAGAACCUUGGCAAAUUGCAAACAUUGGCUACAUGACGCUCUCGAAGUGUGCAAAGACAACGCCCCUUUUAUUUUCCUUGUCGGGUCCAAGAAAGACUUGCUCUCGCAAGAAGGGUACAACAGUGUCGAAAAAAUCGCCCUAGCAAGUGCAAAAACUCUGAACGCGGAAUUCUGGAGCGUUUCGUCCAAAACUGGCGAAAACAUUGACGAACUGUUCGUCAGGGCCGCAGCUCUGAGCUUUAAACGGCACAUUAACAUAACUGGGACGGAAAACAUCAACAACAAUAGCAAAAAAAUUGGAACUGAAUUAAUAUGCGUGGAGAAAAAGAGAAGGGGUGAUGAUCGGCACACUGGGUGCGGUAGCAAGUGUGCAAAAGCUUAAAUAGACAUGUUUUUCCCCCAAGUAUUUAGUUGUGUAGGCAACCAGUUAUACGCCGCACGUGACCUUGCCGGA